AUGCUCAAAUUGUCUGUGGGAGGAGUAGAAUUAGAAAUGUUGAUAGAUUCUGGGGCCACCAACAACAUCGUUGAUGAAUGUACAUGGGAAGAUCUGAAAGCUAAGAAGAUCAAGUGUAAAUCUCAAGCCGCUCCUGUCGACAGAAAAUUGUAUGCCUAUGCAUCCAGCAAUCCCCUCCCAGUAAAAGGUCGUUUCACGUGUGAAGUACUAGUGGGUAAAGGAAGAGUCCAGACCGAAUUCCUAGUAAUUAGAGGAAAGGGAAUACCUCUCCUGAGCAAAGACACCGCAAUGAGGCUAGGGGUGCUGAAGAUAGGUGUUGACAUCUCCACAAUCGCUGAAAGCAAAUAG
Molecule: messenger RNA, 348 nt
Organism: Stylophora pistillata
Lineage: Eukaryota; Metazoa; Cnidaria; Anthozoa; Scleractinia; Pocilloporidae
Biological process (GO): proteolysis
Molecular function (GO): aspartic-type endopeptidase activity
Source: RefSeq, a predicted model, not a curated record